GCAGCGGCCAACAUGGAUUUUCUCUUCAUCUGCCCCUUUCUGCUGGUGCUGCUGCUGUCCCGGGGCAGCUCCGCAGAUCUGGAAAAACAGAGAGUGGACUCUGCCUUGGAAAUCUACAAGAAGCUGUUUGAGGUGAAGCGCAAGGACCAGAUGAAUGCACUGAAGAACCUGAUCGAGCUCAAUGACGUCAACCAGCAGUACAAAAUCAUUGACAUCAUGCUCAAGGGACUGUUCAAAGUGCUGGAGGACUCCCGGGCUGUUCUCAUCGCUGCCGACGUGCCUCCUGACGGGCCUUUCCCUCAGGACGAGAAGAUAAAGGAUGCUUACUCCCACGUGGUGGAGAACACAGCCUUCUUCGGGGACGUCGUCCUGCGCUUCCCCAAGAUCGUGCACCACUACUUUGACCGCAACUCCAACUGGAACAGCCUGAUCCGCUGGGGCAUCGGCUUCUGCAACCUGACGGGCGUGUUUGAACAGGGACCCCACUCCCAAGUUCUGGGUCUGAUGGCUCAGGAGCUGGGAAUCAGCGAAAAGUCACCUGAUUACCGCAAUCCCUUUAAAACGGACCACUCAGAGUUUUUCCCCAGUGCCGACACCUUCCAGAAGGCGCUGCGGGAGGAGGAGAAGCGGAGGAAGAAGGAGGAGAAGCGGAAGGAGAUCCGCAAGGGCCCACGCAUCUCCCGCUCGCAGUCAGAGCUGUAG
Messenger RNA from Chaetura pelagica (chimney swift), 702 nucleotides. It is a transcript of the gene CCDC134, whose product is annotated as coiled-coil domain containing 134. NCBI's taxonomy places the organism in Eukaryota, Metazoa, Chordata, Aves, Apodiformes, Apodidae. The record is from RefSeq and is a predicted model, not a curated record. Bases 13 to 702 code for a protein of 229 amino acids. The transcript has 6 exons.